CAGGAGACAGUCAGUCCGCAUUUACCCGCUUGCAGCAGGAGUAUGUGGCACUUGAUGAGGAGCGACGAAACCUCCAGAACACUCUUCACUCUGAGCAAGACAGACGACAACAACUUGCUGAUGAUCUAGCUAAGGUGCAAGAAAAACUUGAACACGCUCAGAAAACUUUGCAAGAAAAGAAUGGACAAAUGCUGCAGCUACAGAUGUCACUGGAUGAGAAGGAGGCUGACCUUCUCAAGGCAGAAGACAAAAUCGAACAAAAAUCAGCUGAGCUGGCCAGCUACAGACAGAUUUGGAUGCUACAAAAUCUGCCAUGAAGGAGAAGCUUGGUGCCCUGGAAAGCUACAGAAAAACUUUGGAGAGUCUCGAACAGAGUCUCAGCAACAGAUGGAGCUUAGAGACCAGGAGCUUACUCAACUUAAAGUAGACUUUGAGAAGGUACAAGCAUUACUGGAGACAAAAGAAAGCCAGAUCAAUGACCUUGAACAUCAGAUCACUAUCCUCAUCAGACAGACAGAAGAAGAGAGCAGAGCAAAUGAUGAACUGAAAGGUACACUGAGGGAGAAAGAGGGACAGCUUGACUCUGAAUCCCGUAAAAAUGUCUUUAAUGAACAAAAAUUGGCAGAGCUUGAAAAAGAUCUGGAUGUGAGCAAAAGUGAACAGAGGCGACUCGAGGAGGAAAGGACACAGCUGAUUGCAAAGAUAGAUGCAGGAGAAGGGGUCAGUGCAGCCAUGGACCAGCUGAGGCAGGACAAUGCCAGCUUACAGGAAAAGAUGGCAAGCAUGCAGAAGACAAUGCAGAUGCAGGCCAGUGAAAGUUCAACAAAGAUGGAGUCACUACACACACAGCUGCAAGAGUUUAAGAGACUGCAACAAGAUGCUGAGGCCAAGUGCAUAAAGCUGCAGGCAGCUCUUGAUGACAAAGCUGAGAAGUUGAAUUCUACUCAACAAAAACUUCAGGCUCUGGAGGCAGAGAUGAACACCAAAAGUGAGCUACUGCGCACAGCAGAGGUCACUCAAGCCAGACAACGGCGGGAUCUAGAGAACCACCUGACAACAGCACAGACAGCAGCUGAGCAGGCACGCACUGAACUGGAGACAUCAAGACAGCAGCUGGAGCAGGCCAAGGCUGACUUUGCUUCAAGGAAAGAGAAGCAGGCACAGCUAGAAACACUCUAUAAGGAGCAAGGAGAAAAAUUGUCACAACUGCAGAUGAAAUAUAAAGAUCUGAAGAGGCAGCUUGCUGACAAGGAAUCGGCCCUGUCAGCAGCAGAACAAGAAAAACAAGAAGUGAAGUCCCAGCUUACAGAAGCACGAACAAUGUUGGAAGAGACAAAAUCCCGGCUGAAUUCUUCCUCUCAGGAUCUGGAGGCUGAAAGGAGGGCACGAGCUGCCGAAACCUCUGACCUGGCACAAAGACUGGAGAAAGUGACUGGAGAGAAACAAGCCAUAGAACUUGAUUUGAGCUCAAAGCUCUCAGCAUUGAAAGAACUGAAGAGAGCUGCCAAGCAGACAGCUGGAGAACUGGAGAAAAAUCAAAAGGAGAUAAUGGAUGCGCAGGCACAGCUGUCACAAACACGUCAACACCUUGAGCAGGCGAAGGAGAGUCAUGCAUCAGAAAAGGAAAACAUGCAGUCAGCCUUUGAAAAAGAGAAAUCUACAGCUCAUACCAGGCAGCAAGAGCUGGAGCAGGAGCUUGCUAGAAGAACUGAGGAGAGGAACAAGCUACAGCAAGAGAAGGAAGUGGAGGCAACAAAAUUGGCCGACCUUGAAAGUGAUUUGAGGGUCAAGGAGCAAGAGCUGGUGCAAGCUCGAACACAGGCAGAAGCAGAAAAGACUCAACUUUUGUCUGAAAGCAAAGAGCGUGAAGAACGCUUCAGAAGCAAAGAAGCAGAGCUGCUACAGAGAUCUUCUGACCUUGCUGAGCAGCUGGCAUCAUUGCAGGCAAGCCUGACAACAUCUGAAGAGAAGCAGAAAGAAGUUGUUGAAAAGCUGUCCCAGGUGGAGGCAGCCAGACUGAGCAUGGUGACUGAGAGGGACAAACUUCAGGCACAGCUGGGUGAGCUUCAAGCACAGCUUCAGCAGGAGACAGAGAACAUGAGAGAAGCAGCAGAACAGUCAACAGAACUGCUGGGGGAGAAGGAUAAGCUGAUUUAUGAGAAGGACUUAGAGAUACAGGCACUGGAAGCCAAACUGGAAAAGGAAGGCAUCAGGUUGGAGGAGAUGGAGCUGAAGCUGGCUCAGCGGUCAGAGGAGGUUGUGCAGAUGAGUGAGGAGCUUCAGAAACUCCGCCAACAGAAUGAGGAGAUGAACCACUCUUUCGACCAGCUCAGUGAGGUCAGGAAUGCCAUGAGUGCUCAGGUACUUAAUCUAGACCAGCAGCUGAAGAAGGUGACAGAUGACCUGAACACAGCUGAAACAGAGAGGGCCAGACUCCUGGAGGAACUGGGAACAACUCAGACAGUGCUGCAGGAGUCGCUGGUAGCAUGCCAGUCCUAUGAAGCAGAUACUAAUGCCUUGAAGGCAGCUUUAGCUGGGGAAAAGGACCAACGGCAACAGGAGGUCAAGGGCCUGCAAGAGGCCAUGGAGAUGUUGAUCAGCCAGAAACUGGAGAUCCAAAAUUCGAUGGAAAAACUGCAGACACAGUUGACAGCUGCAAAAGUAGAGCUGGAGAGAGUUCGUACUGAAAACAGCAGUAUACAAGAAAUGCUACGCGCUGAAAACUCAUCUCUGCAAGACAAAUUGGCAAAGGAGCAGAAGGAAAUGGAGAUAUUGCAGCGAGAGAGAGAUGAAGAGGCAACAAGAUCAGAGAUGCAGCUGUCUGUGUUGAGCGAGAACCUGACAACUGUCCGUGGAGACCUAACAUCUGCUACCCAGAAAGUAGAGGAGUUGAACAGGAUCAAUGAUGAGCUCAAGGGGGAGAAAUUAGAACUAGAAGCCAAGUUAGAGAACAGCAAUGAGGAGCGGCGGCUUUUGCUGGAGAGAUGCAUUGCCAGUGAGAGUGAAUGUGAGAAGUUGCAGGGCAAGGUGGCUGAGCACCGACGAAAACUGGACGACACUCAGGCUGCACUGCAGGAGCUUGGCCGAGAAAACCAAUCUUUGCAGAUCACUGCCACCAAGGUGAAGACUCGCAAGUGGACAUCAGAUGAAGAUGUGGAGGGCUGCCUGGCUUGUGGCAAAAGCUUUUCUGUAACUGUGAGAAAACAUCAUUGUCGCAAUUGUGGCUACAUCUUUUGCAACGACUGCUCAUCCAAGCAAGCCCAGGUUGCAGCAUCAAAAAAACCAGUGCGAGUCUGCGAUAAUUGCUUUGAGGAAAUUAAGAACCAGAGGUAACAUAAAUUCACCUUUAAUGGUCAGGAACUUUGGAGUUUCUGUGGGCAACAGUGUUGAUGGAGAUGGUGGUAGGUCAGUGCUUUUAAGCAAGCAGACAUUGAAACCUUUGAAGGGACAAAUGAGAUCAGUGAAUUAUGUACAUUGUGUGCAGUGGAUGUGAAGGACAUUCUGAUGAUCAUUCCGAUUUUUAUGUGAUAUGCAUGGUACUUUAGCGUGUAUGACUGAAUAUCUGUAAUAUUCUUUAUCUUAACAAUUAUGGGUUGUACUAAAGAUGAUUAUCACAUUUUGUCUUCCUGUAAAUUGUUGUGAUGGUGGGUGAGAGAGAGAGAGAGAAAGAAAUGCUCAGGAUUAGGUGCUAACAGAUAUGCAUGGAAACUUGUGAAAAAUAAUUCAUGGUUUUAUAAAAAUGUAUACAGUAUGCUAUGGAUUUUGUGAGCAUGUAAAAUGUAUAAAUUUAUUACUGAUUUUAUGAAUAAGUGUUAAUGUGUAAAAAUUAUUUCAGAUUUUGCAAUAAUGUUUGAGUCCAUCUGUUUUCUUCUCUUACUGACCUCAUGUUAUGUUUUCUAUGCAAACAGUGGUCGUCUUUGGUUCACAGUGUGUUGAAAACUGAGCUUAUAAGAACUCAAUUGUUUAUCUGAGCAGGAAAACUGAAAACUGUUUUCUUAUGAGAAGACAGAUGGGACUAAGAUUUGAAAAUGGGACAUAACCCAGGUCAUAGCAAGGUCUCCCCAUAAAAAGCUUAUAACAGAAAGGUCUCAGCAAGGAACAGGAAGAAGAGUUGUAGUGAAGUCUCAGCAAAGAACACAAUGAAUUGUAGUAAAGUAUCUCGGCAAAGAACACAAUGACUUGUAUGUAGUAAAGUGUCUUAGCAGAACGAGGAUGCUGUGUUUAUGAAUGAUUAGAUCAUCAGCAGCUUGCAUGCAUUGUGACAAUGAGAUUUGACACUGGUCUGAUUAGAUAGUACUUUUUAAGAUUUGUUACCUAAAGGUGAUUGUGUACAUUUUUCAGUGUUUAGAAUUAAUGGAGAACAAAGGAAACGAGAUCCCAAAAUAUAAAAAAAUAGUGCAAUUAAGUUACAAAUAAAAUGCUGAUAUAUCUUCUAGUCUCUUUCAUGCUGUAUGUAACCCAGACAAAGAAAUGCUAUCAACAUGUUAUGCAUACCGGUACUUUCUCACAGUAUGAUUGCAGCUGAUUUAAGGCAUUCACGAAUGCCUGUUUGUGCUUUUUUUUUUCAAUCAGAAACACGCGAGAUAUUUUCUUGAUGCAAUGAAUCUAUUUUUGUCUUUUGUUUUUAUGGACAGUUGUGUCAUGAACAGCCUGUGAUCUGUAGCAGACAUAAAUAUGUACAUAAAAAUCCACUAAUUAUCAUCUGAGAUCUGUUUUCAGCUACCUGUGUAGGACAGUUUGUUCCUUUCUUCAAUUUUAUUUCAAGCGAAAUGAGGAUUAAAAGACAAAGCUCUCCAGAAGUAAAUUCUUGCACCGGGCUUCUUUUAUUAUAUAAUUUUAUCCAGCCAGGGACAGGCCAAAUACUUAUAAACUUCACAACUUUUUGUGCCUGAUGGUUAGUGAGAUGCUGGGUAGUGUCUAUGUACAAAGUUUUUUUUUAAUCAUAGCAACUAGAAUGAGAUUAAACAAGUGAAUCAGGAGGGAAGUGUACAUGGGCAUGCAGUAAUAAUUAUAUGUAUAUAUAGUAAAAACAUAUAAUUUCAUACAGUUUUUGUGAUUUGUAACAGCCUGGUAGUUCCUAAAUACUAAAUUAAGAAUAUAUUAAAGAAAGUGAAUGUCCCACAUUAGUUUGAUUACUUGGUAUUUUGCACUUUAUUUCAUUUAGAUCUUUGGGUAUAUUUUUGUGAGUUAUUUUUCUUUUUGAUUUGUGGUUUUUUAAUAGAAAGGGUAAGAACUUAUUCUGGUUUGUCGAACCAAAUGUGGCAAGUGAGUUCGCUUUAUUUUUGUUACAGGAGGGAAUUUUUUUCCAUUUGUAAUCCUACAAUUCUUAUAGUUUUAAUGAUAGAGUUAUACCUGUUAAGCUAUAAUUGAAAUAUAAAUAUUUCUAGACAAGACGGCCUUUAUAUGGUAAGAUAUUGUAUAUCAUAAAUUUGUUUUGCAGUAGCCAGUUCUCCAUUUUUAAUCUUCAUCCAUACACUUCAUUUAUAUUUGUUAUGGUAGUAUGUAUUUGCUGAUGCUUGGAUAGUAUAAAUAGCAUGAUGUAAUACCGUUUCAGUGGUUGAAAGCUUUUGCUACUGACUGGACGAGCUGGACUAAUAGUUGUUUUGAAAAGCUUCUGCUUGAGAGUGUUCUGCUGUCUGAGGGAAGGAACUACUGCAUCCACACGUGAAAUGAAUUCUUUAUAAGGUUACCUUGAAAUUUAUUUCUUGCAUUACAUCAGAAAUGAGGUAAAGGCCCCAAAGUAAUGCUGUUGUGACUGUAAUGUUGCCGCUGAAAAGUAAAUUUGUGGUUAACUGAAAAUUACGGGCAAAAGGACAUUCACAUUAAAAGGGAGCAGAACUCCUAGUCAUGUCACAUCUCAUUCCACCAUGUAAAAUGCAUUUAAAAUAACUAUGUGCAAAUAACAUGCUGUCUCUGGUGAAGACGUUAAGGACUGCCUAAACAUCUCAUGACUCCAGAUUUUAGUGAACUGUUACUUGGCAUAAUGAAACAAAGGAUUUCCCUGGGGAUUUUGUUUUUAAGGGAAGAAUAUAUUGACUUGCUGUACAGUAGGUUGAGAAAAGGAUAAUAGAAUAUGACAGUUGUACACAGUCACAAUAAUAUAUGUUGAUUAUGAUGAUGAACAUGACAUUCAUUAAGACGUAGAUUGCAGGUGAAAAAUUUAAGCCUAUUUAUUUACUGAGCUUAUAUAUCUGUGCACUGUUAAGUGCAGUUUAUCUGUUUCCAGAAUAUUUCAUUUGCAUAAAUAUCAUUAUGUAUGCUUUAAGUUAAACACAGAUGCUGCUUUCUUAUUUCAAUUUGCAUAAUUUGUGUGCUCAUGUAUAAAAUAUGCACAUUUGUUAGGGUAUUUCAAAAGUGCAUACUCGAUGGUCAGCAAAUUUAUGUCGGCCUUUUUUGGCAGAAGUUGUAACUUCAGCUGUCCAUUUUACUGCUGUUAUUUUAUAAACAAUUUUAAGUGCAUCUUCAUAGAUUUGAUGUAAGCUUUUUUCAAACAGUGUGUUGAUAAUUUGAUUGUUGUAAGACCUCACAAGACAAUUAUCCUUAUGCAUUUUAGCUUUUGGGGAAAAACCCAGCGUGCAGAACUACUUCUCAUGUUGUGAAGUCAGUGUUGUGAGGCAAUGAAAAUGUCAUAAAUAUAUUUCAACCUUUUAUAAACCUGGAUUUUUCUUUUUAAACUGGCUUACUUAGUGGAGAUUAACGAUAAGAAUAGUGUAGCCCAGUGGACAGUGUACUUAACUGCAGAGCACAAAGUUGCUGUUGAGGUCUGCUCAGACUUGUAACUUGCCCAUGACCCUUUCUGUCGACCCAGCGGCUGCUCUGGAAGAAUGGGUUUCUUAUUUAUCAGGAGAGGCAAAGACUGUUGAAGGAAAGGUUUGGCUCUGCCUUCCAUAUGCCAUGCCCUAGUUAUAAUGAACCUUGUUCACUUUCCAUACAACCUUUAAACUGUGAGAUUUUACCUUUUCCACCUUUAGAGAAUGAGAAUUGGAUGGACGUAUUGGUGCUUAUUGUGGACCAAUACCAGUCUGGCUAAACCUGUUUCCCUUCCUUUAUUUACAAUAUAAAUGUUUCCUUGGUGCUCAGUGUCGUCUGCAUAGGUAGGGGUUAAUGUAGCACCACCGUCCAGCUUUUGAAAUGUUAUUUUAUCUUGGUUUGCUGAAACUUUGUGCUGCAUGAAAUGCUUGGGUGACAUAUUUGGUGUCGUCUUUCAUGAAAUGUAUUUGCUUACCCAUUUCAACCAUGUGUUGAUUCUUCCAAUGUGCCUUUUCCGUUAUUUCUUUCUACCCAGCCUCAAUCCUCUCCUCCUUGAUAGUGAUCUCUCCCUGGCCCACAUUUAUCUAUUAAUCUUGCUAGAAUUUUCUCCAAGUGUACUGUAAGCAUUAAUCUAAAGUAGAAUUAUUUGGUAAACAGAGAACUCUUUAUAAUCCCAAGGCUGUGGAUUUAUUUACUUGAUACUGGAUUUUCCUUUUGUCACAGUCAUUUGGCAAAGUUGCCAUACAGCUGCUCCCAUGUCCUUUUUAAUGUUGUACACACCAAUUCCUUAUUUUGAGCUUUGCCAAAACAAAUAUCUUAAGUAACAUAUCUAACAAGCUUAUACUAAUUAAGCAAGAACAUUUACUAACAAGGUCACAUGGUGAAUUUCUGGUGUAAAUGGUGUAACAUCUUUCCAUGAAACAUUAGGGAUGCAGAAAACUUGUCUUUAAAGGUCCUUAGACUAGAAAAGUUUCCUUCUGUUUAAGAUGUAAUGCAUUUAUACAGAUAUUCAAUAUAAAUAUGGUUUAUACAAAUUUCAUACCUACAUUUAUUUGCAGGUGUAUUGAUUCAUAUGUUGUUGAGCUUACCCAAAAUAUCAGGUAUAAAAAAUGUCAAAUGUUGAUUGUCUAACCAUUUGAACUCUCAAUAAACAAGAUGCAUUUUAAA
Messenger RNA from Pomacea canaliculata, 7917 nucleotides. Its product is annotated as early endosome antigen 1-like. Gene Ontology annotation, biological process: endocytosis. The coding region runs from base 181 to 3333 and encodes 1050 amino acids. Lineage: Eukaryota; Metazoa; Mollusca; Gastropoda; Architaenioglossa; Ampullariidae. The transcript is spliced from 25 exons. Gene Ontology annotation, cellular component: early endosome. Gene Ontology annotation, molecular function: 1-phosphatidylinositol binding; metal ion binding. The record is from RefSeq and is a predicted model, not a curated record.